AUGGAUCCCAUAUCUAUAACCGGCCUCGUGAUAGAAGUCAGCCAUGUUCUUGCCAGCCUCAUUGAAUACGCGAAAGCUGUGAAGAGCGCAAGUUCCGAGGUACGGAGGCUCAGCGAAGAGCUCUUCGCUCUGAAAGGGAUAUUGGACCAUCUAGCAGCACAAACAGAGCAAAGUCAAUGCGACGAGAAAAGCUACGAGUCGGCUUUGUUCGACCGUGAUGCUAUGUCCAGAGUGUUGUACACGACAAAUGAGUUUCUCCAGACCUUGCUCACCGAUCUAGGGACACCGGAGACCAAAUUGAAACACUUGAAACGCAAUCUCAAGUGGCCAUUUACGCAGAAACAAGUCAAUGAACAUCUUGUUCGCCUGGAAAGGGUCAAGUCUUGGUUGAUAUUGGUCCUGAUGGCAGACCAUACAUCCGCAGAUCACGGUAUACAGCAAGAAAUCGGCGCUUUGACGAGCGCUUUGAAGGAGGACUUGCAGAUUCGUGACCGCGAGCGAAAUAAGAUAGCCAAUAGAGAGCUACUCCAAUGGAUGGCUCCUGUGAGCCCAGAGAGCGCACAUUUACGAGCGUCCAAGCGCUAUCAAAUGAGGACUGGUAGAUGGUUCCUUUCGGGACAUUUGAUGGAAUUUCUCAACACAAAGGAAAGUCCUUUACUCGAGGAGGACCGAGCUCUGUUUCUUUUAGGAAAAUCUGGAACUGGGAAAACAACACUAUUUUCUCAGACUGCAGACAAACUUACUUCGAUGUCAUCGCAAGACCCAUCCAUAUGCGUUGCCUAUUUCUACUGUACGAUAGGCGACCAUGCGUCUCAGAUUGCGAGAAAUGUUCUUGGAUCUCUGGUGGCACAACUUUCGAGCGCAGAGCCUUCAAUCUUGGGCGACAUUUGGUCUACUUAUCACAGAGCUCCGAAAAACCAAGCCCAUCGGUUCCCCAUCGAGACAAGUGUUCUCGAAGCCGCGAUUUUAAAAUGCGCUUCUAAAAAAGGGCAAGUUGUGCUCUUAGUUGAUGCAGUCAACGAGAGUGACGACAUGGACCUGAUUGAAGAGUCCCUCGUCAGGCUUGCAAACGCAUGCCAGAACAUACGCGUGCUCAUAACCACUACAAACACGCUGGUCUUCAAGCACCGCGGUGGAUCAGUCCUCAACAUAAGCCGACAAGUGCGAGGAGAUAUAGAUAUAUUCAUUCAAUGGCGCCUUGAGACCGAUGAGACGCUCAAAAGUUUGACGCCGAAGUUCAAAUCAGAGAUUGAGACAACCCUUCUUCAGAACGCAGAUGGCUCGUUCCGUUGGGUUCAACUCUCCUUAGAGAAUCUGAGUACCCAGCGGUCUGUUCGAGCAAUGCGCGAAGCACUUCGAAGUCUUCCUGUGACAUUGCGGGAAACUUACGCAAACACGCUUGAAAGGAUAGCACCAGCCGACUGGAAAAUCGCCCGCGAGGCAUUGUUCUGGAUAAGCUUUGUGAAACAACCCCUGACACUACGCCGGUUGAAUGAAAUCGUUGUCCUGGACGAAGCGGAUAACCUUCUGGACGAAGACAUGAUGCUCGUGCCUCCACACAUCCUUCUCCAAAUAUGCCAGGGUCUCAUAACAGAAGAUCAAGACGGCUGUGUGAUUCUCGCCCAUUCUUCUGUCAAGGACUUCCUGACUUCAGACUGGAUCAGCUCUUCCCGAGUCAACUAUUUCCGUCUUGAUCCCACCACUGCAGACCUGAAGAUCAUGAACCUGUGCCUGACCUAUCUAUGUCUCGACAACUUUUCAGCCGGAUACAUGAUUGAGAAUCCCCCGACACUGCGGGUAAACCAUCCCUUCUUGACUUACGCUGCAAAUUAUUGGCCUGAGCACGGAGCAGCGUGCAACUUUGGGGACUUGAAAUUGGUUCAUAAGCUAUUUGACUCACGAGCACUUCCAGGACGUGGAAAUUAUGCCACGUGGUUGCAAACGCUAUUUCGACACACGGUUUCGCGUGAAAAAGAUCGUGAGACGAUCGAUAUUACGCAUCCGUUGUAUUAUGCAUCCUCUUUUGGAAUGACGCCCGUUGUCAAGUCUAUACUUGCGGCGGAUCCAAAUAUUGAUGUGAAUGCGCCCGGUGGCCGUGUCGGGGCUACGCCUGUUUGGAUAGCUAGCUUGCGGUUCAAUUACGAGGUUGUCGAAAUUCUUUUGGCCGCAGGGGCUAACCCAAAAAUCCGGGAUCCUGGGAGCGGUCUUAAUGUUCUUGAUCUGUUGAGAUUAGUCCGACCUCUUGGACGGAGCUAUACUGGUCUGAGGCCUAUUUUGGCUUGUCCAGCACCCUGGAAGGAUAUGGAAAACGAUGGAGUUGUGGCCAAAUGA
Messenger RNA from Penicillium brevicompactum, 2331 nucleotides. RefSeq lists its product as uncharacterized. The transcript has 4 exons. The coding region runs from base 1 to 2331 and encodes 776 amino acids. Gene Ontology annotation, molecular function: protein binding. The record is from RefSeq and is a predicted model, not a curated record. Lineage: Eukaryota; Fungi; Ascomycota; Eurotiomycetes; Eurotiales; Aspergillaceae.